GCUGUGAGAACCACAGAGCCUGCAGCUGGGAGCUAGAGCUCUGAGGAGCAGUAGCACCUGGGUCUGUCUACACGGGCUCAGGUCCCUAGGCCACGCUCUUUGUCCCUGCUGUGCUGGGUGGGAGGGCCCAAUCUGGUUUCUCUGAGAAGCAAAGGACUGCUGUACUAGUUUCGUGGAGAUUGUCUGCUGACAAAGAAGCUUGAUCACAGUACCUCAGCCUACUCUGACUCCUUUCUGGUGACCGAUCCUCCAGGCUGCUGGGGCCUGAGAUGCCGACUACCUUAGGACCUGCAAAGGCCUGACCUGUCGGGUCAGUGUGCACAUUGGCUGACUACCCUCAUCAAACGUCUGAUGGCAAACCUUUCCCUUUCCAGGUUCAGUGUGCUUGUGAGCGUCUGCUGAGUGAUGGGAAGUUUGUCCAGCAGAGGGAAAACCUCCAGCCCCAGCCCCAGCUCCUCUGGUCCAGACCAGGAACCCGUGUCCAUGCAACCAGAAAGACACAAGGUCACAGCUGUGGCCCUGGGCAGUUUCCCAGCAGGUGAACAGGCCAGACUAUCUCUGAGACUCGGGGAGCCGCUGACCAUCAUCUCUGAGGAUGGAGAUUGGUGGACAGUCCAGUCGGAAGUCUCAGGCAGAGAGUACCACAUGCCCAGUGUGUAUGUGGCUAAAGUCGCCCACGGGUGGCUGUACGAGGGCCUGAGCCGGGAGAAAGCCGAGGAACUACUCCUGUUACCUGGGAACCCCGGAGGGGCCUUCCUCAUCCGGGAGAGCCAGACCAGGAGAGGGCUGAGUCUCUACCUGGACCCACCCUGGACCCUUUCCUCCUUAGGCUGCUAUUCCCUGUCCGUCCGACUCAGCCGCCCUGCAUCUUGGGACCGGAUCAGACACUACAGGAUACAGCGUCUUGACAAUGGCUGGCUGUACAUCUCACCUCGCCUCACCUUCCCCUCACUCCACGCCUUGGUGGAGCAUUACUCUGAGCUAGCAGAUGGCAUCUGCUGUCCCCUCAGGGAGCCGUGUGUCCUGCAGAAGCUUGGGCCACUACCUGGCAAAGAUACACCUCCACCUGUGACUGUGCCAACAUCAUCACUAAAUUGGAAAAAGCUGGACCGCAGCCUCCUGUUUCUGGAAGCACCUGCGAGUGGGGAGGCAUCUCUGCUCAGUGAGGGGCUCCGAGAGUCCCUCAGUUCCUACAUCAGCCUGGCUGAGGACCCCUUGGAUGAUGCUUAGCCCUGGAGCACAAAGAGAAAGGGAACCAAGACUGUGGCACCGAGAGCUCCAACUCCGCUGACCCUGACAAAGCUCCAGGAGGCAAGGCUGGGAGAACAGAGACGGCUGGGGUGGGGCACAGACACUCGGGGCCUCACCUGGGCUUUCUGAUAAGUCAUGUAUCUCCUAAGGCCUCACCCCUACCUACUACUUCUAGUCCAUGUGCAGUGCAGUUCAAAGCAGGGCUGGCCUCUACAGAGAAUAAAAUACUUCUGAGGUCUGAUAAGUCA
Messenger RNA from Mus musculus (house mouse), 1499 nucleotides. It is a transcript of the gene Sla2, whose product is annotated as Src-like-adaptor 2. Gene Ontology annotation, biological process: negative regulation of calcium-mediated signaling; negative regulation of transcription by RNA polymerase II; negative regulation of T cell receptor signaling pathway. Gene Ontology annotation, molecular function: signaling adaptor activity. Bases 406 to 1230 code for a protein of 274 amino acids. The record is from RefSeq and is a predicted model, not a curated record. NCBI's taxonomy places the organism in Eukaryota, Metazoa, Chordata, Mammalia, Rodentia, Muridae. The transcript is spliced from 8 exons. Gene Ontology annotation, cellular component: cytoplasm; cytoplasmic vesicle; plasma membrane.